Molecule: messenger RNA, 3272 nt
Organism: Hyaena hyaena (striped hyena)
Lineage: Eukaryota; Metazoa; Chordata; Mammalia; Carnivora; Hyaenidae
Gene: ANKMY1
Product: ankyrin repeat and MYND domain containing 1
Exons: 18
Coding region: 40-3084 (1014 amino acids)
Molecular function (GO): protein binding
Source: RefSeq, a predicted model, not a curated record
CCGGGAUCCCGGCGGGAGCGCGGUUGGAAGAGAAGAGGCAUGGAAAGUGGGCGUCCCUUGUAUCAUGGGGUCCCAGAUGGUGACGUCUCUGAAAAUCAGCUGGCAGGGAGGGGCAGCCAGCCUGCUGCCACCGACUUCCUGGGGACCCUGGAGAUGCUCUCUACCAAAAGGGACACCCCAGAGGCCGCGGAGGAGGAGGAGGAGCCCGACGGCCCCCUCAGGGAGCAGGGCCUGAAGGAGGCCUACGUGCAGCUGGUCCGAGGCGUGCAGGAGUGGCAGGACGGCUGUGUGUACCAAGGGGACUUCGGGCUGGACAUGAAGCUGGGCCACGGGGAGUUCUCUUGGCCCACGGGCGAGUCGUACCGCGGGCAGUUUUACCGGGACCACCGCCACGGGCUGGGCACCUACCAGUGGCCCGACGGCUCCAGCUUCACAGGCAUGUUUUACCUAAGCUACCGAGAAGGCUACGGCGCCAUGUACAUGAAGACCAGGCUCUUCCAGGGGCUGUACCGAGCGGACCAGCGGUUUGGGCCGGGCGUGGAGAGCUACGCGGACGGCAGGCAGGACGUGGGGCUGUGGGCCCGCGAGCACCUCAUCAAGCUGUGCACCGAGGGUGCCCGCGGCUUCUCCAUCCACAACUACCCCGAGUAUGCGGGCUUCCUCACGCGCUCUCCUGCCAGACUCAGCCUCGCGGACGAGGCGGAGGUGGACCGGGGCCAGCCCGAGGGACGGGACCCCUUUUUCUACGACUAUAAGCGGUUUCUUCUGGACGACGACCUAACUCUGCCUCCAGAGAUGUACGUUUACUCGACCGACAACAGCCACCUGCCCAUGACCCGCUCCUUCCGCAAAGAGUUAGAUGCCCGGGUCUUCCUUAAUGACAUCCCUCCGUUUUUGGAGGACGGAGAACCCUGGUUUAUAAAAAAUGAGACCCCCCUGAUGGUCACGAUGCAGAAGCACGCUUACAGAUACAGGAAUAAGAAGGCCCACACCACCUGGAACAUGGGUGCCAUCUUGGAGGGGGACCGGAGCGCCUUUGCGCACCACGGGCCCAAGGAGCAGCUUUCCAAGGAGAUGAUCCUGAGGGCCGAGGAAGGGGACUACGACUGGAUGUACCAGAUCCUCAGGGAUGACCUCGCCAGCGCCGACGUGGCCGACGCCAGGGGCUACACCGUGCUCGCCGCGGCCACCGUUCACUGUCACACUGACAUUGUCAACCUUCUGCUGGACAGCGGGGCCGACGUGAACAAGUGCACGGACGAGGGCCUCACGCCCCUCAGCAUGUGCUUCCUCCUCUACUACCCAUCCCAGUCCUUCAAGCCCAACAUCGCCGAGAGGACGGAGCCCAAGUCCCAGGAAGCUCCAACUGUGCCAGUGAUUCCCAAACUUUGCUUCUCAUUCCCCGAAAUGGCCAUGGAGCCCAUCUGUUUUGAGGACCUGGUGUCCACCCCAGGCAGCCGGGAGCCCGGCGCGUGCGGCAGCAAGGACCUUCUCUCUCCAGGCGCCCGGCUGCCUCGGGGGUCCCCCAGCCCGGGGAGCAGCCCCCGGAAGCAGGACUCCGUGUCCCCGUGUGGCAGCACCAGCGACCUGGACCUGGGGCUGGGCAGCGUGAGGGGCAGUCCGGACGGGCGCACGCUGGGCGGCCUGGAGGCGGACUUUGAGUCCGCCACCUGUGUGCGCGACUUCUCCUUCGAGCUGUCCCGGGACCUCCUGGAGAGGAGCGCCCAGGCCCACAGCGCGCUGAGGGGCCCCUCCUGCAGCGCCACCGGCCCCGACAAGGGCACCGUGAGGAAGAUGGCGCUGGCCAUGGUGGAACACAGAAACAGGUGGCUGACCAUGGAGCUCCUGCUGCGCCGAGGCGCGGACCCCAACCUGUGCCACGUGCCCAUGCAGGCCCUCUUCUUCGCCGUGAAGGCCGGAGACGUGGCCGGGGUGAGGCUGCUGCUGGAGAACGGGGCCAGGACGGACAUCCAGCUCCCGGCUGAGCUGGGGGCUGUGACCCCCCUGCACAUCGCAGCUGCCCUUCCCGGGGAGGAGGGCGUCAAGAUAACGGAGCUGCUGCUGCACGCCAUCACGGACGUGGACGCCAGGGCGGCCGACCAGGGUGACGUGUACAAGCUGAGCAAGCCAGAGCCGUUACCCUCAAGCCUGAAGCUCAGCAACGAGGCAGGCCCGGACAGCAUCUACUGCAGCGGGCACACAGCUGUGCCCGACGAGGGGGGCAGGACGGCCCUGCACGUGGCCUGUGAGCGUGAGGACAGCCACAAGUGUGCCAGGGACACGGUCCGGCUCCUCCUCUCUCACAGAGCGAACCCCAACCUGUUGUGGAGCGGCCACUCCCCACUCUCCUUGUCCAUCGCCAGUGGGAACGACCUGAUCGUGAAGGAGCUUUUGUCCCACGGAGCCGACCCCAACCUGCUGCUGACCAGAGGCCUGGGCAGCGCCUUGUGUGUCGCCUGUGACUUCACCUAUGAGCACCAGAGGAGUGUGGACAGCAGGCUGGCCUUGAUUGACCGGCUCAUUAGUUAUGGGGCUGACAUCCUGAAGCCGGUGACGCUCAUGCAGGGGGACAAGAUGGCUGUGGGCACCGCCGUCGAUUACGGGUAUUUCAGGUUCUACCAGGACCGGAAGAUCGCGCACUGCCCCUUCCAUGCGCUGAUGCCGGCCGAGCGGGAGAUCUUCCUGGCCCGGAAGAGGAUCCUGGAGUACAUGGGCGUCCAGCUGCGCCUCGCCGUCUUCGCCAAGGAGAGCCGGUGGGACCCGAAGGCGCUGUACCUGAGCAAGAGAGCGGAGCUGACCGCCUACCACAGGCUGAAGCGGAAAAGAGAGAGCCUGUCUAAGCCACUGCACGUGGAGGAGCAGGGGCGGAUCCCCUUCUUCAAGUUCUGCUACCAGUGCGGCCGCUCGGUCGGGGUGCGCCUCGUGCCCUGCACCCGCUGCUACGGGAUCCUGACCUGCAGCAAGUACUGCAAGACCAAGGCCUGGGGUGACUUCCACAAGAGGGACUGCGGCAGCCUGACGGCCAUCGCGCCUUGCCCAGGGGCCCGCCUGGAGGACAUGCAGCUGGGGGAAGAGUCGCAGUGAUGGCGCGAUGCCCGAGGCCUGGGAGGGCCUGCGCUGCGGCGGGUCCCACCCUCGGGGCCGCCUGCAGGCUCCUGGCCCCAGAGUCCUCUGGCCUGGUGCAGGGGCCUGUACCCACAGGGCUGUGCGUGGCCGUGUGUCCUUCCCGGCCUCGCAAUAAAGCGGCCCCACUGGGGAGCCUUUUAACCCUU